Naegleria gruberi is the source of this 1245-nucleotide messenger RNA. RefSeq lists its product as uncharacterized. The transcript is spliced from 2 exons. The coding region runs from base 1 to 1245 and encodes 414 amino acids. The record is from RefSeq and is a predicted model, not a curated record. Lineage: Eukaryota; Heterolobosea; Eutetramitea; Acrasida; Naegleriidae.
AUGGCAACUCUUGAUGAAGAUUCGAGGUGGAAGGGACAUCAUUUGUACGGAGACGAUUAUUUUGAUCCAAAGAAUGAUCCUCCAUUGUUGGUAAUUCAUGUAACGGAGCCUUUGAAAGAAGAAUUUGAUUAUGAUAUUGUGGAAGAGAGAAGAUUAUCUUUUGAAAUUAUUCUCAGAGAAAUGGCAGAUCAUCACCAAAUUGUGAUUGCUCCAUUAUUUAGAAGAUUUGUUGAAGUUCCUUUGAAUGUGAAUGUUUUCCCUUCGGAUUUUAAUAUUAAUUCAUAUACAGCAAGAAGAAAAUCUACAGUCACACCAAGAGAUCAACCAAAACAUCAAAGUAUUAGUAAGAAAGCUCCACCUCCACCACCUCCUUCAUCACAAUCAUCUGUAAAUCAGCUCGACAGUGAACAACAGGUCACUGUUAUUAUUCCUCCACCACCCCAACAACAAACUGUCAAGACAGCUAGUCCACAACCUCCUGUUGAAGCUGUUAGUCCAGUUUCCCCUCAGCAACCACAAACAUCUAUUCCUGUUCGUACACAACAGGAACAACCAUCACCUGUUAGUCCAGUGAAAAGAAAUUCACAAUCACAAUUAGAACAGCAACCAGUUCCUGAAGUUGUUGACCCAAACACACCAGUAAUUAUUCUUUCACCAACAACAGCACAACAAUCACAACAACAAUUUUCACAACAGCAACAACAAGCACAACCAACAGUACCUCAUCAACAACAACCAGUAGAUGUCUCUACAUUCAUAGAGGAGAUGAGAAUGCAACAUCAAAAUAGACAAUCUUUAAAAUCCAAUCCAACAUCACCUGUUGUACAAGUAUCUGAACCAGUAAAAGAAUUGGAUGAAGAUGUUAUUGAGGUUAGACAAGUUCCUUUACCUCCAAAAAGAAAGAGUCAGGAACGAACAUCAUCACCACAAUAUGAAAAUUCCAAGACUGAUGCAAGAAGAUUUACUGAGGAGGAAUCAACAGAUUAUAGUACUAAUUUCAGACCUAUGGUGGAGGAAGAUGAAGCUGUGGAUCAAACUGAAGGAGAUAAUAAUUUUAAUAUGGCAAUGCUUAACCUGGGAGCACAACCAAUCAGAGUACAAGCAAGAAUGUCUACUGGUGCACUUCAUACACCAUAUCAUCAAAUUAAGAGAGAUUCAAUUACUUCAAAGUUAGCUGAUAUUGAUCCUGAGCAACAAGUUCAGGAAAUUUUGAGACAAAUCAAAGGAGAAUCUAAUGUAGAGUAA